CACGUUGAAGAUAUCGCGGUAUUCUGGCCAACCCGAGAUUUCCGAUAACAACGGACAGUAUUGCAUACUGAAAUCAUUAAGGUCGCAAGUUAGAAGCGUGUCUUAUUUAUCUUAUUCGUGGCGACGGUCUCGCGAUUUCCCGGUUCGCGUCCAGUAAUUUGAACGCUGACCCAUUAGAACAUUGACCAACAUCGCGCGACUCUAUCAAUACUCCGCCGCUGCUCCGUAAAAUUGCGGCUUUGUCGUUUCUUGUCCGGGUGUUCUACUUGCUCCACGGAGAGAGCCCACCAGGACCAGGCAAGCCGAGAAGCUACAUCCCUACCCCACCAGCUGCUCGGCAGCGUCUGCUCGCGCCGAGCGGGGCGUCAUGCGUUUAAACGGGCACGCGCUGAAGAGAACCGAGUAGGGGUCGGCCAAUGAGAGUCGCGUGAGCCGUGGGUGCCCGGGCGGAGCGUACGGAUAUACGAGACACGGCACGAGCAACCUUCUGUCAAACGGCGUCCGACCGCCGAGGGAGAAGGUCGUGUCGUUGUCCAUCGGCGAUCAGGGUAUCCUUCGGAGAAGAAGAAGAAGACCAGCGCUCUCUUUCCUCGGUGAAAGUGCCUUCAGGUAGCUGGUCGUUCUCCACGAAGCUUCCUCACUUGCAAGUUUGUCGGCUUUGCUACCUUCCUUCCCUCUUUUCUUCCUUCCUUUUUUCCUUCGGGUAUCAUGAAGACACGACGCGAGAAGCGACAGUCACAGCGUGAAUUCUGAAGAGAUUCUGAAACGGAGAAGGCAGGAGGGAAAAUCCAAGAAUGCUGCACGGCACUUUGCCGAGGGCCUUCUUGGCCCCCGGCCUUAAUUACCUAAGUUACUACAGUGAGGAGGUCCACCCUGCCUACGCCGCGCCACCCGCCACGUGGCACAUCCCGAUGGAGGACCCGUCUUCGCCGGUGUACUCGCGAAUCCCGGCUGAGCAUCACUCAUCGUUGCAGUCCUGGGAGUCCUCGAGGUCCUCGACGCCGUGUCCGUUGGACCUGUCAUUGAAGCCACCGCCGACGCCGAGCACUCCGAAGACGGAGGAGAUGAUCGAAGUGGACGACGAGAAGGACCUCAGGAUUCGCGAUGGACUCCAAGCUCGGCCGAGCGAAGAUCGCGCAGACAAUCAGGAAGACGAUCAGCAGUUGGUAGUGGACGACUUAGACACUUUGCGCAGCUCCUCGGCACAAAGUCACCAGAGUCAUUAUGAACGGCUGGUCCUCAACAAGGGAUCACCUCGUCUGCACGACACGGUGAUGGACAAGAUCCAUCUUUCCGAAGAAAGCACUCGACUGCCGCCGUAUUCCGGUACCGACUUCAGUCCGAAGUACCACCUGCACAACCAAAAGCUUCUGUUGACAAGUCCAACGCACAUGCAACCGAUGCAAGGUUACCAUCAACAGCUGCUACUGACACCGCAACAUCAUCUUCAAGGUGUGCACGCACCCAUGACGCCACCCAGCACUCCGUCGCCACCUCAGUGCCCUCGAAGAAGAGUUCGAGAGGAGGAUCUCGCGUCACCAUCCUCGGGACUCGCUAGUAGCGCAUCCCUCGCGACCCCAAAGCAAAGCAGCACGGAGAAGACCAGCAAUAGUCAGAGGCCCAAGAAGAAGCAUGCUAGACGACUGAAGUUCGACGAGGAUACCAGCAGUCCGGUGUCGGGUACGGUAAUUUUGGGUCCGGACGAGGCAGUGGUGACCGGCGACAUCGAUCCCGCCUUCAACAUCGUCGAAGUGACGGAGGAAGCGCGAGCCGAGCUCGCCAAGAUCGAGAACCGACUUGGUCCGUAUCAAUGCAAGCUUUGCCGGCAGCUUCACGAGGAUGCCUUCCAGCUGGCGCAACACCGCUGUUCUAGAAUCGCCCACGUGGAGUAUCGUUGUCCUGAGUGCGACAAACGCUUCUCUUGUCCGGCCAACUUGGCCUCCCAUCGUCGUUGGCACAAGCCUAGACUGCCGAACAACGACGGUAAUUCCUCCACGAGUGCGACCAACUCCUCCUCGCCCUCGUCAUCAACAUCAUCGUCGUCGUCGUCGUCCACGUCGUCGGCCAUCAGCGCGGAGAUCUCGUGUACCAGAUGCGAGGCCAAAUUCACCAGGCAGACCGCGCUGAGGAAGCACCUGGCCGCUCAGCAUCCUGAAACUAACAACACUACCGGUAGCAGUAACAACAACAAUAACAAUAACAACAACAACAACAACAACAACAACAACGAUAACAUCAACAACAAUAACAGCGUUGACGGCCAAGAGACCGUCGUGAAACCAGAAGUCGUACAGACGCUUACGGCCGGCCAGUUGACCAACGAGAUGACCUGACACCAAUUUCCGGCGAGACCCUUGCCGAGACGACCCGGCCUCUACUGGAGAUUCGGCCUUGACCUGUGAGGGCUGGCUGGCUUCUUAUCAAUCCGCUCCGCCGCCACUGACGACGUCGUCGAGGCUUUCGUAAGUGUAAGUGCGCAAUCAAAAUCAUCCGCGUGCUCGUUCGUAGUAUUAGCAAGGGAGACUGGAAAAGAAGAAAAUAAAAAAAAAAGAUAGAUACGCAGAGGAGGGAAAUAAUUGCGAGGGGGGACAGGGGAGACGCUUUUCUCAAUUCCUAGGUUUUCCUUUUGCAGUUGCACAAAAUUUCCUCUAGUCGCAACGGCCGAAACGGUGCUAAUGUCAACCGAUCAUCAGCCGUCAUUCAUUCGGGAAAUAUACUCCGCUUCGUUGAACGUUUUUUAUUAAUUUACAUCGAUACAAAUAUAUAGCCGCCGAGAGAGACGGGGAUUUUCAAGUCCUAACAACAAAACUUUGAUAAUGAGAGGUGGAGAACGCUCGGAUACACACUAUUUGUUGUCUUGUCAUAGCAGGGAUGUGCCAGCGACGCGUUUUCGUUCGGCAAUUGCAGCAGCAAAGAUCGAUUCGGGCCGGGAAAUUGAUAGAUUUAAAAUUGUAUAUACUAGAUGACGUAAGAGAUUAUCGCUGCUACAGAUUUCUCCACUCAGGAUCUGAACCGGGAAGAAACAGGGUCGUACAUCUCGCUGUUGUACGAAUCAAAUAUAAAUUUGUAUGUAUAUGUCAAUCGUAUUGUAGACGAAAAAACUAAGAGAGAUAAUCGCCAGUAAAAUAGAAAUUCUUCAUUCUUGUAUAUGUGUGUUACUAAGAAUCAUAAAUGAUUCACGACGCAUUCACAAUUGAUAAUAUAUUCACAAUUAAGUCAUUAUUUGAGAGAGAGAGAGAGAGAGAG
Harpegnathos saltator (Jerdon's jumping ant) is the source of this 3246-nucleotide messenger RNA. Its product is annotated as myb-like protein U. Bases 795 to 2333 code for a protein of 512 amino acids. The transcript has a single exon. Gene Ontology annotation, molecular function: RNA polymerase II cis-regulatory region sequence-specific DNA binding; DNA-binding transcription repressor activity, RNA polymerase II-specific. Gene Ontology annotation, biological process: negative regulation of transcription by RNA polymerase II; neuron differentiation; regulation of cell cycle process. The record is from RefSeq and is a predicted model, not a curated record. NCBI's taxonomy places the organism in Eukaryota, Metazoa, Arthropoda, Insecta, Hymenoptera, Formicidae. Gene Ontology annotation, cellular component: transcription repressor complex; nucleus.